Equus quagga is the source of this 2835-nucleotide messenger RNA. It is a transcript of the gene PTPRR, whose product is annotated as protein tyrosine phosphatase receptor type R. Gene Ontology annotation, biological process: protein dephosphorylation. Gene Ontology annotation, molecular function: protein tyrosine phosphatase activity. Lineage: Eukaryota; Metazoa; Chordata; Mammalia; Perissodactyla; Equidae. The transcript has 13 exons. The coding region runs from base 206 to 1807 and encodes 533 amino acids. The record is from RefSeq and is a predicted model, not a curated record.
ACCGCGCCCGCCCUCCUGGAGGAUGGUUUCACACGCUACGAAGACAUGAGUGCCCAGGAAAGGAGCAUUUCCUCCUCAUCAGCUGUGGCCUCGUGUCCAGUGUGAUGUGUGAUAAGGAAGGAGGAAGGAACAGCUACAGUCUACGUGUGUGCCUGUCACACAACUGUGGAGCAGUUUCAGCCGUAACACCCGGCAGACACUGCAAAUGGACGUGAACAGGAUGAACGUGACCUUGCUUCAGAUAUUCCGCCAGGGAGUGGCCGCGGCUCUGGGCGUCUCCCCCCAGCAAGUCCACAUCAAUCGCCUCAUUGAAAAGAAGAACACCAUUGAACUGUUUGUGUCUCCCAUGAACCGGAAGGCAGGAAUUUCCGAUGCUUUGCCGUCUGAGGAAGUGCUGCGCUCACUUAAUAUCAACGUUUUGCAUCAAAGUUUAUCUCAGUUUGGGAUCACAGAAGUCUCGCCUGAGAAAAAUGUUUUACAAGGGCAGCAUGAAGCGGACAAAAUCUGGAGCAGAGAAGGAUUUUAUGCUGUUGUCAUUUUUCUCAGCAUCUUUGUUAUUAUAGUAACGUGUUUGAUGAUUCUUUACAGAAUAAAAGAAAAAUGUCAGCUUUCCUUGAGACAAGAUAAAGAGAAAAAUCAAGAGAUCCACCUGUCACCCAUCACGUUACAACCAGCGCAGUCCGAGGCAAAGGCGGUCGGCAGCAUGGUCCAGCAUGAGCAGCCCCCGAAGGUACUGAAUGUGGUCGUGGACCCUCAAGGCCGAUACGCUCCUGAGAUCAAAGCUGCCACCUCGGUCUGCCCUUCUCCUUUCAAAAUGAAGCCCAUAGGACUGCAGGAGAGACGAGGCUCCAAUGUGUCUCUUACUUUGGACAUGAGCAGCUUGGGGAGCGUGGAACCCUUUGUGGCUGUACCGACCCCACGGGAGAAGGUAGCUAUGGAGUACCUGCAGUCAGCCAGCCGAAUUCUCACCAGGUCACAGCUGAGAGACAUCGUGGCAAGUUCCCAUUUACUCCAAAGUGAAUUCAUGGAAAUACCAAUGAACUUUGUGGAUCCCAAAGAAAUUGACAUUCCACGCCAUGGAACUAAAAAUCGCUAUAAGACCAUUUUGCCAAAUCCCCUCAGCAGAGUGUGUUUAAGACCAAAAAAUGUAACUGAUUCUUUGAGCACCUACAUUAAUGCUAAUUAUAUUCGGGGCUACAGAGGCGAGGAGAAAGCGUUCAUCGCCACACAGGGCCCCAUGAUCAACACCGUGAACGACUUCUGGCAGAUGGUUUGGCAGGAGGACAGUCCCGUGAUCGUUAUGAUCACAAAACUCAAAGAAAAAAAUGAGAAGUGUGUGCUCUACUGGCCGGAAAAGAGGGGCAUCUAUGGGAAAGUUGAGGUUCUGGUCAUCAGCGUAAACGAAUGUGACAACUACACCGUUCGGAACCUUGUCUUAAAGCAAGGAAGUCACACCCAGCACGUGAAGCAUUACUGGUACACUUCGUGGCCCGAUCACAAGACGCCAGACAGUGCCCAGCCCCUUCUGCAGCUCAUGCUGGAUGUGGAAGACGACAGAGUUGCUUCCGCGGGCCGAGGGCCUGUGGUUGUCCACUGCAGCGCCGGCAUAGGAAGGACGGGCUGUUUCAUUGCCACAUCCAUUGGCUGUCGACAGCUGAAAGAGGAAGGCGCUGUGGAUGCACUCAACAUCGUCUGCCAGCUUCGCAUAGACAGGGGUGGCAUGGUCCAAACCAGCGAGCAGUACGAGUUCGUGCACCACGCUCUGUGUCUGUACGAGAGCCGACUUGCGGCAGAAACCGUCCAGUGAUUCUCUGCAGACUCACCAGACCCCCGAUCUCCAGGGGGGAGUAGUCAGCAUGCACUCGAGGCUUCUAGAAGGAGCUUCCUGGAAUGGAAGGAAGGAGAAGCCCCGAAGCCACGCUGUGGUGUGGACUGUGGAAGACGGCCGCCUGUUAGCGACGGCAGCCUCGUGCACGUGAACACGUCUGUAAGCAUCCCGGCACUGCGAUGAAGGCCCCCAGCUGAGGGGGUAGGACAGGCUUCUCACGCAGCCAGGGAGGACUUGUUUUGUGUCUUGACACCUGCCACACGGAAUGUGAGUAUGAAAUGCUCAGUGACACGUGUCAUCCAGUGACGCCUGGAAGAGCUGCUGGAGAGAGGAUUCCUGUGUGUCUAGACGCUUUCGUGUUUGCAGGUCUGCCCGUGAUGCACGUCAGCUGGUGAAAUGCCUGGCUCAAGUGCUGUCACCGUUCUCAGUUACCAGAAUCUUGCCGCUAAAGUUGCAAGCGAUUGAUGGCAGAUUUUUAACAAAUAAGUCCUUGUUUUUGAAAAAAAAAAUCAAAAGCUGUAACUAUUUUAUAUGGAAAUGUGUCUUGAUAACAUGCCCUAUUGCAAGUGUAUUGAUCAGUACCUCCUAUCAAUCAAUCAAGAGCACAAUGAUUGUCACUGGGUGUCUAUGUACUUACUCUCUAUUCUUGGGCAUCAAGGCGGCUUCUGCCCCAGAAUCUGUCCACUGUGUUCCUACAUUGUGAGUUAUUUCACUUUAAAAGGGAAAAACAAAUUUGUAGCAACUACGAUGUAUCAAGAAUUUUAAAUACUUGUCUCUUUUACUAAGAAGGAAUUUUUGAAUAUGCUGUCUACUGGGAAUCUCUCUCCCAACCAAAGGCACGUGCCUUUGGGAAUGAUGGAACCUGUCCCAUUUUGAAAGGUUCUGCAAAAGGAUGCUGCCAUGCAUAUCCUUAAAUUUCUGAAAGGUUUAAAUCCUCAAGAGACAAAAUAAAGUUUAAAAAACUACACUCAGCAACACUAGACGCUCUGCUCAAAUAGGAGUUUUUA